Molecule: messenger RNA, 1569 nt
Organism: Linum trigynum
Lineage: Eukaryota; Viridiplantae; Streptophyta; Magnoliopsida; Malpighiales; Linaceae
Source: the annotation of a GenBank genome assembly
GCCCCUACAGAGGUGGACAUAUAUGAAUUUUAGUAACACAAAAGAAGAAUUCAUUUAAAAAGAACUCAUUAAAUAGAAAAACAAAUAAAAUUGAUGGUGGUGUGUUUGGAAAUAGAACUUAUUAAUCAAUGGUGAAGAGAAGGAGAGGAAGAUGGCUAAAUAGUUCACUUCUUCACAUAUAUAAAGGGCCCAGAUUGCCACCACUACUAGCUACUUCUCAUUCCUUUCCUUUCCUUUCCCAUACCUUCACUUCUUUUUCUUCCAACUCAAAGCCAACUUCCCAACAAUAAUACCCUUUUCCUAAGAAACCCAUACAAAGAAAAAAGAAACAGCAACAUCAAAAUUGCACUUUCCUCUCCCUUUGUCAUGGAAAACCAACAACACCAGCAGCAGCUUCCUGCCAUGAGAUCAAGGUUCAGGCGCGUCUGUGUGUUCUGUGGCAGCAGCGCCGGCAAGAACCCAAGCUACCAGCUCGCCGCUCUUCAGUUAGCCAAAGAACUGGUUGAGAGGGAGAUUGACUUGGUUUAUGGAGGAGGAAGCAUUGGGCUCAUGGGCCUCAUCUCUCAAGCCGUCUAUGAAGGUGGCCGCCACGUUCUCGGGGUGAUUCCCAAGACUCUCAUGCCUAGAGAGAUUACUGGAGAAUCCGUCGGGGAUGUCAAACCGGUAUCGGGGAUGCAUCAACGCAAAGCCGAAAUGGCUCGUCAGGCCGACGCAUUCAUCGCCCUUCCAGGUGGAUACGGGACCCUCGAAGAGCUCCUGGAAGUCAUCACCUGGGCUCAACUCGGGAUUCACGACAAACCCGUGGGUUUGUUGAACGUUGAUGGAUACUACAACUCAUUACUAUCGUUCAUCGACAAGGCCGUGGACGAAGGGUUCGUUGCCCCGGCUGCCCGUCACAUUAUCAUCUCUGCCCAAAAUGCCCAUGACCUCAUGGUCAAGCUCGAGGAAUAUGAAGCGCAGCAUUGUGGUGUAGCAUCGAAGUUGAACUGGGAGAUGGAGCAGCAAUUGGGUUACACAAUCAAGUCAAACAUAGCCCGUUGACUUACUGGAGAAGAAUUUUACAUCCUUAUAAAAUGUAGUUUGUCUGUUUACGAGUAUUUUUUACUGUAGUAUCUAAUUGUAAUUUACUAAUUUGUUAAUAGUUUAGGGUACCUUUUCAACGUGGUAAUUUCUAUGAUAGGGUUUGUUUGCGUUUUUACCCUUAUUGGUUAUUUCUCUCUUGGCCACUUGUAGGUGAUGAUUACUAUUAUUUGCCAUUUGGGGCUUGAACAAGUUUUGUAAAUUUUUGUAAUUGGUAAUACAAAUAUAUGAAUAAGAUUUUCGACCGUGAUUAAGCAAAAUGUUAAUGCUUGGAUCUAUUUUUUUAAUAUAUUUUUAAUUAUUGGGCUAGGGUUGGCUACAGAUUGCUUUCAGAGCAAAGGGGGAUCGAUGGGGAUGUUUGCAUGUAUGCCUAAAAUGAGCAAACAGUUGUUGUUCAUUUCGAUCGACUGUUGCUUUGGUCUGCAUAUCAAUUGCCAUGUUCAGUUAUGGAAUUCCUUGUUUCUUAUCUAAUGAAGAUAAUGAGCUUAU